AGGAAACAGGGACGCUUCAGUACCAAGUGGCAGUUGUCGGGCCGGCAGGCGGCCUGCCUGCUCUGUUGCAAGGUUCUCUGUGCCAGGAGGUGCCACACAAAGGCAUGUUUUCUAGUCCCUCCAGCUCUGCCAGCCUUCCCUUCAGCCCAGCUCACCUUCCCCCUCCACUGGCUGCCACUCCAGCCGGGGAGCACCCUCCGAAGGUGUCGAGAAGGGCCAUGCAGGCAGCCAGGCCAGGGGAAGCCACCAUUUGCUCUGGCUGCUUCUAACCGAGGUGCUACUGAGCACGGGGUUGGGGGAGAUCCUCAUUCACAGGCAGAAAGUACAGUUUGGGAAGGAGUGUGGUGGAGCUGAGAUAGAAAGACUGGAAAAAUAUAUAGAGAAUUACCAGUAGCCCCACUGGGCUUCCCUGCCCUCCGCUCUCCAAACCUGGGAAGGUUAAGAAAACAAGAGGCAGCCAGCCCUAGGAUGCCCACCCUCCCUGGGCCACAGCUGGGAACACUCAGGGCUCCCUACAACGCAACAGCUGGGGCACAGGCCUCACGGUCACCUGACGAUGGCUGGUUAUAUCGGGCACCAGGCGUCAGGCACCCCUUGGCCUCGCUUUAAAUAGCGUGCUGGAAAGCCCGCCUGGGACCUGCUGGAAUGUGCCUCCGCCCUCUUAGGAGAACAGGCCCCUCCCAGCCCCCCACAGUCCCCACUAAGGCUCCUCUGCUCAAGGCCAAGCUGGAAAUGAUAAAACAGCAACUGAAAAGCAAAGGGGGCUUCAGCCUUUGGGGCAGAACAGCCGUGUCCAGCAGCCCCACUCCUGCAGACAGGAUGCAGUGAGCAGCCCUGGGGCCAAUCCAAGUCCCUAGAGGCCCUGGCUGUCCACGUCCGUGGCCCGCUGGAGUGGACCGACACUCUCCCCAGAGUGGGGCCCGGGUCCCCUGGGCGUGAGUCUGCAGCUUUCAGACUUCCUAACCCCUGGAGGACGGCUGACUUUAAAGGCGAAGCUUCGGAUCAACAGGCCCCGCCUUUCCGGCACAGCAGUUCAGCCCGGCCCCACCUUCCCCCUCCCUGCUCUGGAGAUCACGCCCCAACUGACCAGGGUCUCCACGCAACCUCUCACUCACAAGCGGAGGCGCGCCCCUCUGCAAUCCCUCCUGGGUCUUUGGGCGUGGGGGGCACAGGUGAAAAAGCCCCCCGCCGACCCGCUCGCCUCCGCCUUCUCUGUGAAGGAGUGUCUCUGAUGGCUACAUUAGGCAGUGCAGGCCCUGGGCCAAUCAGGCUGAAAAAGCCAGGCCAAGUAGCCGAAGAGGGGAGGGGAAAGCAGCCCAGCUCCUGAGCCCGGGGCAAGCUCCCCCUCGGCUUCGGUUGGCCCACCGGUCCCUCGGUCCCUCCUCCAGGAAUGGGAACAGCGGGCGGGCUCCCGUCCUCCUGGAAACCCGGGGAGCGAGAUGCCCGGAGGCCCCAGAACAAGGGAGGGGACCACCUUCCUGUGCACACCUGCUCCACUGGUCAGUGGGAGGAGGUCUGUUCGGUGUGACCUGAGGAGAGGGGUCUUAUGCUUGGGAAGGAGUUCACGAGCCUGAGACGGAAAGACUCGCAAGAUCUGCCUUUGGUGACAAGUCACAGGAGGUUCUCAAAGAGCAAGUGUGGCCUGGAGACCAUCUAAUCCUCCACGGAGCCAUCACCUGCCUGCUACCCCCCAUCAUCACUUAAAACAUAGCCCCCCCAUCUCCAGCCGGCCCCCCACCACUCUCCUUCACCUCAUACACCAUAAACAUCCCGGGCAUGAAGGACACAGACGGAACUCCCCAAAGGUGUUGGAGGAAGGUCACUGACAGCGAAUGUGUGGGGGUGUGACAACCCCCAAAGGCCGCCUGGCCUCUGCUGCGCUGGCCGGACCCCGCCCAGAGGGGAAUCACAUGGGCUGGGUACUCCCGGAGCCCGGCCCUGUGCUCAACCCUCCCGACAGCCUCGAGAGACGGGCACCUCAUCUUCAUGGAAAACGAGAUAAGGAACAGACUCAGAGAAACGGAGCCACUCCCGUGUCACAAAAGCAGGAAGAAGGCUGGCAGUAUUCAAACCCAGGAUGAUUUGAAUGCUAUUCUAUGGGGGGGGGGGGGCCACCUGACCCGACGAGGGCAGUUAUCCUGUGGGGAAGGAGAUGCAGGAGGAAUCCGCGCUGGCCGUCCAGGCCCUGGAGGACCGUGAGGCGGAAGGGGGCGGAAUUGGCCUGAGUGACCACAGGUGGGACUGACGAGGUCACCAGGAGAUCCCAUCUUCUAACGAUCAGAGCUGCCCAAGAAGGAAUGGGCCGGGCUGGGCCGUAGGGGGGCUCCCCACUCGAGCAAAGGCCGCAUGCCAGAGGGAGGGCAGGGAGCCAAGUGCGGCGCAGAGGACUGGAGCGGAUGACCUUCAAGGCGGCUCUAAGGACGCUACGCUGUGAUGGCGGCGCCAGGAGUGACCAGCCUCACAGACCGCAGCCACCUGGGGGCGAAUGUGCCUGGCUGAGGGACGAGGCAGAGGCUGGGGUAGGUGAGAGGGCAGAUUCUCUGGAGGCAGCUCCGUGGGGACUCCAGGUCCUCUCCCUGCUCUGCAGCUCAGGAGGAACCCCGGCAGGGACCCGGCACAACAUGGCAGCCUCCAACCUUGCGCUGGAGAUGCGCUCCAUAGGGGAGAGGCUGCUGCACAAGCUGCAGAUGCUGCCCCAGGCCGAGCCCGUGGAGAUCGUGGCCUUCUCGGUCCUUGUCAUUUUCACAGCCACCGUGCUGCUGCUGCUGCUGAUGGCCGUCGGCUACUGCUGCUGCCGGUGCUGCCGCCCUAAGCGGGGAGGCAGGAGGGCCCUGGUGGGACCCACGACCCCACCGUGAGGGCCAGGGCGGCGGCCGAGGAGGAGCCGGAGAGGAGACCGCCAAAGCCAUGACCCAGGGCAUCAGCCUGGCCCUGCAGCCCUCAACCCUCAAGACAAAGAUCCACGGGCCCAGCGCUGGCCUAGCCCAGGAACCCAGACACUGACUGAGAGCUGGAGGCUCGUCAAGGAAAUAAGGGCUGUGCCGACCACAAAACUCUCACCUGACAGUGAACACAGGGUGCCGAGGAGGACUCGACUGUUUCUAAGACAGAAAACCACCGGGGAUUCUGUGCCUACCUGCGCUUUCUAACAAAACAAAGAAGUGGGGUCCCCACACCUGGAGAACAGCCCGCACGUGUGGGGAGCUGGCUCAAGGCUCCCACGCCAAAGAGGAGCAGGCCAAUCGGACAGGGGCUUUGCGCGGCAGCUCCUGUGUCCCAAGCUCCCCCCGAGCACGGACACGUCUGUGUUCCAUUCCAGUAUUUGCCUGUUUCUUUCCCAGUAAAAGCUUUCUGGUUA
Orcinus orca (killer whale) is the source of this 3358-nucleotide messenger RNA. It is a transcript of the gene SMIM5, whose product is annotated as small integral membrane protein 5. The record is from RefSeq and is a predicted model, not a curated record. Bases 2397 to 2858 code for a protein of 153 amino acids. NCBI's taxonomy places the organism in Eukaryota, Metazoa, Chordata, Mammalia, Artiodactyla, Delphinidae. The transcript has 4 exons.